Suillus discolor is the source of this 545-nucleotide messenger RNA. RefSeq lists its product as uncharacterized. The coding region runs from base 87 to 440 and encodes 117 amino acids. The record is from RefSeq and is a predicted model, not a curated record. Lineage: Eukaryota; Fungi; Basidiomycota; Agaricomycetes; Boletales; Suillaceae. The transcript has 2 exons.
CUAUAAAGUCAGCGAUCACAAAUACAGGUAGUUACCAACAAAACGUUCUCAACUAUUGUCUAUUCUCCCUCCUACUGCGAGAGCGCAUGUCUGCCUUCUUAUCUGCCCCACACAAUGAUCCCACUCCUGCCACCGACUUUUCUAACCACACCAUCUGCUCGUGGGACAGUGGCUUGGGAAUACCAUGUGGUGCAUAUAUCAGUGUAUCGAACCUUUCAAAACAUUUGUCAACGCACGGGGUGAAUGGGCCGGCAAAAUCGGUCAUAUCAUGUGCAUGGGGUGACUGUGGAAGGGCGGCCAUGAAACGGGAGAACGUUAUUCGACAUGUCGAAGAAGUGCACUUGCAGGUGAAAUACCUCUGCGACCAAUGUAACGCUUCUUUCUCGCGCAAAUCUACGCGCAACGCUCAUGUUUUCAAGUUGCAUUCAUACGCAUCGUAGUCCUUACGUUUGGGUGCAUAAAUUUUGCUGGACUUCUGGGAAUUCUCUGCGAUGCUGUACGUUAGUGUACCACCCUUGUAUAUUCAAUGUCACAUUCAGUCCCCA